CAUGGCUUCCACCGAUGAGCAGAAGAUCAUCCUGGUCAGCUCUGAUGGCGUCAACAUCCAGACUGNAUCGCAUCAUCGCCGAGCGCUCGAUGCUGAUCAAGAACAUGAUCGAGGAUCUGGGUACCCCCGGCGAGGAGCCUAUCCCCAUCAUGAACGUUCUCGAGUGGUGCGACCACCACAAGAAGGACCCUCCCCCGGAGAAGGACGAGGACGCCGAAUCCCGCAAGAAGACCACCGACAUCGAAGAGUGGGACCAGAAGUUCAUGCAGGUCGACCAGGAGAUGCUCUUCGAGAUCAUCCUCGCCGCCAACUACAUGGACAUCAAGGCCCUCCUUGACGUCGGCUGCAAGACCGUCGCAAACAUGAUCAAGGGCAAGUCCNCCGAGGAGAUUCGCAAGACGUUCAACAUCCAGAACGACUUCACCCCUGAGGAGGAAGAGCAGAUCCGCCGCGAGAACGAGUGGGCCGAGGACCGC
This is a messenger RNA of Aureobasidium uvarum, 476 nucleotides long. NCBI's taxonomy places the organism in Eukaryota, Fungi, Ascomycota, Dothideomycetes, Dothideales, Saccotheciaceae. The record is from the annotation of a GenBank genome assembly.